ACGACUCUUGAUGUCUUGUUUAUGAUAGAGGAGUUCCAUUCCCUGACAAGGAUUUACGAAUAGUCGAAGGAAUCUGAACAAAUAGCUAACUGUAUUUGUUGGUUCCGAAUAAUUGAUCAGGCUUCAAGGAUCGUCUCCGUUUUAUUGCGCCUCUCAGUACGUAGGCAUUAGGUAUCGUAUGUUUCAUUUCGCCGAUCUUCAAUUUUACCUCAACUCGUGAAUACUGCACUUAGAGAGACAGAAUGCAAGGACGCGGAGGUGGCAGGGAUCCUUUCUUCGAUUUUGGUGACUCUUUUGGUGGUUUUGGAGGCUUUGGUUCAAAUGGACCUCCCAGGAGUUUAUUUUCAAGUGUUUUUGGGGGAAGGGAUCCAUUCGACGACCCUUUCUUUACCCGUCCUUUUGGAGGGAUGUUUCCGUCUAGUCCCUUUGGUGGUCCUACUGGAUUUCCUUUCCCCCCAGAUAUGCAUCCAUCUGGGUUUCUUGAGCAUCAAGCUCCAGAGCCUAGUAGGCAAAGGGGGCCAAUCAUUCAGGAAUUGAACUCUGAUGAUGAAAAUGAGGACACAACAGAGGAGAAGAAAGGAAAUCCAAGAAAGCAUAGGAGGUCAAACAAUGAACCACUCGUUGAACAUCCAGAUGAUGAACUUGAAGGAAAGAAGAGCAAACAAUUGCAAGGUAGAAAUGAGUAUAACAGAUUUGGUGCAACUGGGCCUCAGCCUCAAGCUCGCAGCUUCUGCGUCCAUAGCUCAACAGUCAGCUAUGGUGGUACAAAUGGAACAUAUUACACUUCAUCGAGGACAAGGAGGACUGGGAGUGAUGGAGUGACCUUUGAAGAGAACAAGGAGGCUGAUAGUUCCACAGGGAAAGCUUCUCACAAUAUUUCUAGAGGCAUUCAUGAUAAGGGACAUUCUCUCUCAAGAAAACUUAGUUCAGAUGGUAAGGUGGAUACUAUGCAGACUUUGCACAAUAUAAAUGAAGAUGAACUUGCUGGUUUUGAAGAAGAAUGGAAAGGAAAGGGUCAAAAGUAUUUGCCUGGAUGGACCGGGAGUAUUGGAGCUAGUCGUGGUGGACAAACUGAGCAGGCCAGGCAGGGAGGUUGGGCACUCCCUUCUUCGGAGGAUACUCUUCCUGUGAGAACAACAUCUGAAUUUAGAGAUAAAGUAGGUUCUUCUCGCACACAGGAGAGGGAAAGGACAGAUUCAAGGGAUAGGAAAGCAUACCAUCCAGGAGGAAGGGGCAGAAAAUAAGGCACCAUUGUUGUUGUCGAGUACUCUAGUCCCGUUUCCCCAGCGACUGCGUCAUACUCGUUAGUGUUAUUACCCGUUAAUGUGUUUUUUCUGUCCUUACUCUAUACGUAUAUACGAUGAUUUUAGUAUUGGUGGAAGGAUUUGUUCGUUGAAGUCGUUAUGGUGAUGCUAGGAUCUGUGACGUGCACAAUUUCAUAUUAUGACCUGAUUUUAUAAUAAAAUUAGU
Molecule: messenger RNA, 1470 nt
Organism: Gastrolobium bilobum
Lineage: Eukaryota; Viridiplantae; Streptophyta; Magnoliopsida; Fabales; Fabaceae
Exons: 8
Coding region: 243-1244 (333 amino acids)
Source: RefSeq, a predicted model, not a curated record